This is a messenger RNA of Plasmodium vivax (malaria parasite P. vivax), 471 nucleotides long. Its product is annotated as nuclear movement protein, putative. NCBI's taxonomy places the organism in Eukaryota, Apicomplexa, Aconoidasida, Haemosporida, Plasmodiidae. The coding region runs from base 1 to 471 and encodes 156 amino acids. The transcript has 2 exons. The record is from RefSeq and is a predicted model, not a curated record. Gene Ontology annotation, cellular component: cytoplasm. Gene Ontology annotation, biological process: protein folding.
AUGGGUGACAUUUAUUCAAAGAGGCACAAAUACCUAAACAAUGGCGUCGUCAUCUACGAGUGGGAGCAGAGCAUCGACGAGAUUAACAUAUUCAUCAACAUGAAUUCCAAAGUGGUUAGCAAGAAGGACCUAGACAUUGAGCUCAAGAGUAGGCGAAUGCGAAUUGGGUUGAAAGGAAUGGAGAGUUUUUUGGAGGGGGAGCUGUCCGGCCUCAUCGACGAGGGCUGCUCCUACUGGUUUAUUGAAGAUAAGAGUUUGCACAUCCUUCUAACCAAAGUGAGGAAGGCAGAAACGUGGAGCAGCGUCUUUAAGGGGCACAAGUGCAUCAAUGCCGUUGAUGAGGAUAACACUCGGAAGCAAAUUCUUUUGGAGCGCUUCCAGCACGAGUACCCCACGUUUGACUUUUCAUCGGCUGCGUUCAACGGCCAGGUGCCCGACGCGCGCACCUUCAUGGGCGGCCUCAAGUACUAG